Molecule: messenger RNA, 795 nt
Organism: Gregarina niphandrodes
Lineage: Eukaryota; Apicomplexa; Conoidasida; Eugregarinorida; Gregarinidae
Exons: 1
Coding region: 1-795 (264 amino acids)
Source: RefSeq, a predicted model, not a curated record
AUGCGUGAAGCUCUGAGUAAGGAAACAUGUGGGCUAAGUGAGAAACGUAUCAAUAGAGUCGUGAAAGCGGACCUAAAAAGAGUUGCGGAGGACUUCUUUUCACCCUAUGGUCGCUUGUGCAAAAAAUUGGUUGAUGAGAGUGUAAACAAGGUGGUAAGAAUGCAACACCAACUUUCACCCGAGCACCAGGCUGCCUGGAGCUCCGACGAUCCGUGGUCCAGUGCAGUUAUUCUACCAUCAGCGGAUACACGGAAGGUGACGAGGCGCUUAUGGAAGAGCGACUCGGACGCGUUCUUCCAGUUGUGUAAGAACGUGCACGUCGACUGGACGAAGCUUCCGGAAGCGGUAGCGACAGCGGCUAAGGUCUUCCUCGUCGACGUCGCGGCGACAGGCAAUGUCGAAGCUGCAGCAGUCCAGACCAUGGCUCACUUUUGUGCAUCGGGGUACGUCCAAUUUCUCAUGCGGCCAUCGGGCAACGGACCACGAGGGAGCAUCGAACCGUGGACUCCAGAGUGUGAGCACACCGCAUUACGACUUGAACACACUUUGUACGAAAAGGGCUGUUCAAGACUCGAUAUUUGGGCACAAGGGUGCGAUGUGCUUCAGCAAAUUUGUGGAAACAUUAUUGCUAGAAGCAUCCCGCCUGACAGUGAGCAAUUCAUUGAGUCUCUCCCCGCACCCGUAGGUUACCAUGUCUACGUUUUGGAAACAGUACAUGAGAAUGGCACCUUUCUCUUCGACCCCACAAACCAAGGCGCUAGCUGGUGUUUCAAACGCUACUCAGAUGAACUGUGA